This is a messenger RNA of Daldinia childiae, 1020 nucleotides long. Its product is annotated as Retinol dehydrogenase 12. NCBI's taxonomy places the organism in Eukaryota, Fungi, Ascomycota, Sordariomycetes, Xylariales, Hypoxylaceae. The coding region runs from base 1 to 1020 and encodes 339 amino acids. The transcript is spliced from 4 exons. The record is from RefSeq and is a predicted model, not a curated record.
AUGACGUCGAAUCCAGAGUGGGGAGAGAAGACUUCCGGACUGGAGGUCGCCAGUACUUAUGCUCAGUACAUUAAAGGCAGAAAUGUUCUAAUUACCGGCGUGGCACCAGCAGGUGUUGGUGAAGGAACCGCCAUCGCCUUCGCAUCUCAGAAACCUGCAACUCUGAUCCUGGUAUCAAGGACCAAAGAAAAGCUCGAUAGCGUAGCAUCACACAUUCGAGAAUCAUACCCAGAAGUUGAUAUACGAGUCGUUACAAUAGACUUGGCAUCCCAGGCCUCAAUUCGCAAAGCGGCUGCUGAGGUCGCUGGUAUAAUCUCGAAGUUAGAUAUACUAGUGAAUAAUGCUGGUGCUACUUACAAUGCUCGCCGUUGGACAGCUGAGGGGAUCGAGAUACAGUUCGGUGCGAACCAUAUCGGACCGUUCUUAUUUACAAAGCUCAUGCUACCUCUUUUAAAAGAAGCAGCUAAACAAUCACCUGCUGGGGCGACUCGAAUUGUCAACCUGUCUAGCCACGGACAUCGACUAUCUACUAUUCGAUUCCACGAUUACAAUAUUGAAAACAAGGAGGUCCCUGAAGAAGAAAAGCCGUUUUCUCCUUUACCACCUACCUUCGGAAGGAUCCAAGAAGAUGGCUACAUGCCUACCAUUGCAUAUUCUCAAAGCAAAACCGCUAACGUAUUGUUCACGCUGUAUCUCCAAGAGCACUUACAAGCGAAUGGGAUUAUGUCAACCGACCAACUUAUUGUUCGUAUAGGUGUUGAUAGCCAGCUUGGCCGAGAACACGAUGAGGAGAUGGCCGAUGCUAUUGCGAAGACGUCCACGUUCUGGAAGAACUGCGAUCAAGGCGCGUCGACGACCCUUGUCGCAGCGUUAGACCCGGCCUUGAAUACUCGCGGUGGUCUCUACUUGGCUGAUUGUCAGUUCUUCCCCAGCGCAGACUUCGCUAAGGAUCCCAACAUAGCUGAGCGUCUUUGGUACUUAAGUGAAGAUCUGAUAGGGGAGAAGUUUAAUCUCGAGUGA